AUUCACAAAAAGAUACCCCAAAAGCUCUAACCUUAGGUUUCAGUUCACUCAUUCAGAGUUCGAUCCUCCUCUCCUCUCGUCGACGCCGUCCCUUAAACCUCCGACGUAUCCUCGCCGCAAAUUUCAGCUUAGUCAGAUCUCUAGAUUCAGAGCUCACAGCAAUGGAGUACGUAAACCCAGAAGGUCUACGAUUAGAUGGUCGCCGAUUCAAUGAGAUGAGGCAAAUCGUAGCUGAGGUUGGAGUGGUUUCAAAGGCUGAUGGUUCUGCUGUUUUCGAGAUGGGUAAUACAAAAGUAAUUGCAGCUGUUUAUGGCCCUAGAGAGAUUCAAAACAAGAGCCAACAAAAGAAUGGUCAUGCAUUGGUGCUUUGUGAGUAUAGUAUGGCUCAUUUUAGUACUGGUGAUCGCAGAAGACAGAAAAACGACAGGCGAUCAACAGAGCUAUCUCUUGUCAUCCGUCAGACAAUGGAAGCUUGCAUAUUAACCGAACUCUUGCCUCACUCUCAGAUUGACAUUUUCCUUCAGGUUCUACAAGCUGAUGGAGGAACAAGAUCAGCUUGUAUCAAUGCUGCGACGUUAGCUCUUGCAGACGCUGGAAUUCCAAUGCGUGAUCUCGCUGUUUCCUGUAGUGCUGGAUACUUAAACAGUACUCCACUUCUUGAUCUCAACUAUGUGGAAGAUAGCGCUGGAGGAGCUGAUGUAACCGUCGGCAUUCUACCUAAACUAGACAAAGUGACACUCCUUCAGAUGGAUGCAAAGUUACCGAUGGAAACAUUUGAAACGGUCUUUGCCUUGGCUUCUGAAGGUUGCAAGGCGAUUGCAGAGAGAGUACGCGAGGUACUUCAAGAAAACACCAAACAGCUAGAGUAUCGCCGAGCUGCAUAAACUUCAGAGCUUUCUAGCUAUAGUUAAAAACGAUUAUGUACCAAGAUUUUUUUGUCAAUUGAGUUCGUUAACUUUUGCUGCUAGUAAUGCAAACUCAAAGUUAGUAUGUUUUGGUUAAUAUGUGAAUCUGAAAGCUUAAGACUGAACACCUAAUGUUUCAUCUAUU
This is a messenger RNA of Brassica rapa (field mustard), 1050 nucleotides long. RefSeq names its product exosome complex component RRP41 homolog. Gene Ontology annotation, molecular function: RNA binding. Gene Ontology annotation, biological process: poly(A)-dependent snoRNA 3'-end processing; rRNA catabolic process; nuclear mRNA surveillance. NCBI's taxonomy places the organism in Eukaryota, Viridiplantae, Streptophyta, Magnoliopsida, Brassicales, Brassicaceae. The record is from RefSeq and is a predicted model, not a curated record. Gene Ontology annotation, cellular component: cytoplasmic exosome (RNase complex); nucleolus; nuclear exosome (RNase complex).